GCACACAUGCACAGCUAGCUGCGCGUGCGUUUUAACAGAAUAAUGGCCGCGGCGCGGAUAUUCAAACUUACAUUUGUCAACAAGUAAAACAACUUAAGACUAGUGGGAAAAGGCAUCGCAAUUCUUCAUGAUCAGCGAAGACUGGAGUCAGAGUAAUGACAACACUCAUGGCAAAGAACGUAUUUGUCAAUCCUUUCUACCAAGAAGGCGUCGGCAGACGGACUGGUGUUGUAUUGAAGAAAGACGUGAGAAAAGACAGUGAUGGAUUUGAAGUUUUUGAUGAUUACUGGUCAGAAAGUGAAAAUGAUGCCACUAUUAACAACACUACUUUUGCAGCAGAUAAGGAAAAUAAUGGUGACAGUAAACCUACAAAUCGACGUAAAAAGAGCUCGCUGAAGUCUAUGCCAUCCUUCUCUCCGCAACCUGCCAGCACUGACCGAGAGGAAAGCAAGGUUGAAUUGCCACAAAAUGUGUCUCACGCUACAGAGAAUGCAUCAACCAUUGAGGCUGAUAUCACUGGUAGUAUCAUCAAGCAUCCUGUCCCUCCUAGCCAUGAACCAUUGUCUGUGUUGAAGAAAUUCAAGACCAAGCAGAGGCUAAGUUUUUCUGAGUUGACUAGUUCAGAAGAAAGUCAAAGCACUGAAGAGGAGGUUAGUGUUGAAGAUGAAAGUGAAGAGGAUGGUACAUCAUCAGAAGGAACAAUCAAAGCAGCUUCCAGUCAAUCAGAAGUUAGUCAAGAUGAAGAGAAUGAUGGAGAGAGACCGAUCAAAGAUUCUGAACAGGAGAGUAGCCAGACAACUGAACUAUCAUCACAAGAUGAUGAAGAACCAGAGACGAAGGGUGCUGGAAGACACCAGAUAGAAGAAGAUCUUUCAUCAAAUGAGGAGGAUACCAUGCAGACCAGAGGAAGGGCAAGGCAUUCAACAAGAGGGAAGUCUGAUGUAGCAAGUUCACAAGAAGAACCUACCAGAGAAGUCAAUAGGCGAUCAACGACAGGAAAGUCUUCUGCUGAAAGCUCGCAAGAAGAAUCCUCAAGAGAAGGGAACAGGCAAUCUACAAGAGGGAAGUCUGCUGAAGAAAGCUCGCAAGAUGAAACAACAAGAAAAGGCAAUAGGCGAUCAACAAGAGGAAAGUCUUCUGAUGACAGCUCACAGGAAGGACCUACGAGAGAAGUUAAAAGACGAUCAACAAGAGGAAAGUCUUCUGAAGAAAGCUCACAGGAAGGAUCUACGAGAGAAGUUAAAAGGCGAUCUACAAGAGGAAAGUCUUCUGAAGAAAGCUCGCAAGAAGAACCUAACAGAAAAGGUAAAAGGCACUCAACAAGAGGAAAGUCUGAUGUAACAAGCUUGCAAGAAGAACUUGCAGGAGAACAAAAAGCAGAGAAGAUGGGUGAAAAAGUCCGGAGGAAAAGUAUUCACCAAGCAAGCAAGCUGGAAAUUGAUAAAGAAGGUGGGGAAGUUGUAGGUGAAGAAGUCAGAGAUGAGAUGGUAGGAGAGCCAGAAACAGAAAAGGAGGAGGAGAAAGGCCGCAGGAAAAGUAGUCGCCAAUCUAGCAAGGUGAUAAAUGAUAAUGAAGGUGGGAAGGUUGUAGACAAGGGAACAGAUAAAGAUGCAGAGAUAGGUCCUAAGAAACACAGUCGUCAGUCAAACACCAGUGUAAGAAAUAAAAUAGAACUCAAGGACAGUGAUAAUAUUGCAAAGAAAGACGAUGAUACAAGAAAGAGAAGAAGUACUCGACAGUCUAAAUCCAAUGAGAGCAAAGUUGGUGAGAAUAUCGCUGGUGACGUAGAGAUUGACACAAAUACGAAAAGUGAUACCAUACCGAGCAGGAAUAUAACAGCUAGCAAUGUAAAUACAAAUAAAGUUAAUGACUCAGAGACUGCAUUAGAGAAGGAACAAGAGAAAGCAGGAGUAAUGAAGCACAGGAAAAGUACUGGUCAAUCAGCUAUGACAGAUAAAGAGUUGCAAAAGGAAGAAGAAGUGAAAGGAAAUGAGGAUGAUAAGACCACUCACAGAAAUAACUUGCUUCAGUCAGGAAGUCUGGAAAGGAAAGGAGGGCUUAGUGGUAGUGAGGUAAUUGCAGAGGAGACAAGACGCAAAAGUAAUCGUAAGUCUAAAGGAGAAGAUAUGAAAGAAAAUCUAGAAAACAUAAUAGAAGACAUAAAGGAAAGGCGGCGGAGUGGGAAGCUAUCAAAUUCCCCUGCAGAAAGACCAAUUGAAGAAAAGAAAGCGACAGAAAAUGAGGGAGCUCCAGAAAUGGAUGGAGGAAGUGUUGAAAAGACGAUAGCAGAACAGGUCAAAGAAGGACCAGAGUCACAGGAAGCUUCAGAGACAGAAACAGAAAGGAAGAAUAUUCAAGAGACAGAAGAAGAAGGAGUGAAGAACAUUGAAAUUGAAACUAAACAGGAUUCGAAGAAUAAAGUAGCCGAAAACACUGAAGAUAGUAAUGUGAGCGAGCAAACAGGCAAACUAGCUGACACAUCUGAUGUUGUUGAAGAUGAAGACACAGAAAAAGUCUUCUUUUCUUUAAGAGCAAGUUUUGCAGUUCCAUCAGUUCAUGAAUUGGAAGAAGAAUUUGAUGUUGCUGAUGACGAUACACAGGAAUUUGGCUUAAUGGAUAAUACACAGAAAGGAAAUUGCAAAGAAACUGUGAAAAUAACAAAAAUAACAAGAAAUGCAACUAAAAAAGGAAAGGGAACGCAAAAGGAAAGUAAAGAAGAAAGAGAGCCUGAAAAGUUAGAAAAAUCAAGGAGGAAAUCAAAACAGAACAACAAAGAGGAGAGCAAACAGGAGAAAGUCCAGAAGAAAAGGGCAAGGAAGAGAGGAACAGAAAUCCAAAGGGCUGAUGAUAAUAAAAAGUUAAAAGACAGUCCUAAAGAGAUUAGCAAUGAUGAUGUGCAGGACUCAGAGUUAGAGAUGGGGGACAAUGAGAACAGAGGAAAGAAGUCUACCAAAGAGAAAAAUCCAUCACGAAGAAGGCAGAAGUCCUCCGAGAGCGCAUCUCAGGCUAGUUCUUCUGAUGCAGAUGUUGACUCUCAGCUCGAUGAUGACGGAACUUCUCUCGUAGAUCUUCCACCAAAGAAGCAGAGAAAAGAGAAGAAGAAAAACUCUGAUCAACCUUCAGAGGCCAGCAAUUCUAUGAAGCCCAGUGAUGCAGCACAAGAAAAGGCCGGGUCUAAAGCACCCAGGUCACGUCGAAGCAGUGUCCACUUCACCACAAAGGAUAUGAUCUCAAUCAGUGGAGACAUUAGCAUCCAUCAAGUCUCCAGCAGUGAGGACAAGUCUUCAGAUGACAAUAGCUCAAAGAGAUCAAAGAGUGGUAGUACCAAGGUACAGGACAAGGCACAAGAGGAUAGCUUCGUAAGCACAAUACAACAUCAGACUGAAAGUGAAAGCACUGCAGAGAGUGACAGAGAGUCAGUACGUGAAGGACCAAGUAGGAGAGGAAGGAAGUCGAGAACAAAAUCCAAGAAACUAUCAAAGCGGAGACAACCCUCAUCUGCAGUUGCUUCCACAUCCUCUGUGGCUGAUGCUGACAAACUGUCAAGUAUUAAGAAAAGAAGAAUGACUAGAAACCAGAAGAAAAGGGGAAAAUCUUUGCAAUCAAUGACUGAUGCAACAGAGACAAUAGCUGAUGGUCAUCUGUCUCAUGCUACCUUGGACAACCCUAGUGACAGCCAAUCCUUGAACCAGUUUAGUAGGGUGGAGAACCCAGACACGUCCCCUGUAUCCAGUAGUGGUGCACGAUCAGCAGCUUCUUCGGGAUCUAUAUUGAAAAGCAGCAAGAACAACCGUCAGCGUGAUGAAAAGAAGAAGAAAUAUUCCAUUCUCUUCACAGAAAAACCACUCUCGAAGGCAUAUAUCAUCAAACCUGACGAAGAAGAUGGAGUCAGACGGACCAAACGUCAGAGAGUGCGCCCUCUAGAGUACUGGCGCAAUGAGCGUCCUCUCUAUGAGCGUCGUAAGUCAGGUGGCUUAGCCCUUGCUGGUAUCAUCUCUCCUGAAGCUCAAGACAGAGUGUCUUCAAGGUCUGCCAAGUCUUUCAAGAAACAAGGAAAGCCUAAAGGUCAUCUACCUGUGACUCCAGCUCAUAUCUCAAUCCAUGCUUCACCACCUGUUGGAACCAGUGAUGUCUGCUUACCCACUGUCAAUGUAGUUAACCCUGAGACAAAUCAAGAGGUUGCUAUUGAUGCUGUGGCUACGUCUAAGAUGCUCAAAUUCACUGGUCCAAGUGGUUUACCUGCCAAACCAGAUGAUGCCAUCACAAUCACUAAAGCACUCUCACAGAAAGCAUUUGCAGCAGGUGUUCUGACAGUCCGACCAUUUGGUGAGAAAGGUUCUCAGCUGGUAAGACGGGACACCAUGGUGUUUUAUGUGGUUCGUGGCAAGAUUGCUAUGACCCUUCAUAAGACGAGCCAAAUAUUACAGAAUGGAGACUGGUUCUUUGUGCCAAAAGGUAAUGUCUAUAACAUCAAGAACCUGAGAAAAGAUGAAGCGAAGCUUACCUUCUUUCAGCUGAAAAGUGCAUGAAAAUCAACGGAAGAAAAGAGAAUCAUAAAACAGUUCAUGAUAGGAUUCACCUUCUGGGCUUUAAUGAUUAUAACUUUCUCUUAAAUUGGCAAUGAAAAAAGAAGAUGACAUUUUUGCGAGAGAGUGUAAUACCUUUGAAACCGGACAUGUGUGGAAAAGCUCUCCCAAUGGAAUAAGAAGCAUAAUGAUGAAAAUUUCGUUGAUAUUGGGUGCUCAAGGGCGUAGGCUGGUUUGAGCAUUGGAGGUGCACAUCUUGGCAAGGUGGAACUAAAGUUUGGGAUAUCAGCUGUGGAAAGCAGAAAGUGUACAAAUUUUGUUUUGCUUGCCAGUGUCGGAACUCCUCUGCCUCAGCAAGAGGGUGAAUGUGCACACAGUGCACCCACCCCACCCCCCUAUGCCCUUGGUGCUUAUGCGGUUUCAAAAGUUUACCUAGUUUCGCAAACCUUUGACACGCUGAAUAAGGAUGGUAUGCAGAUAAUUAUUUUAAAUUCUUCUGCCAAUGUAAAUGUAAAAUAAUUAAAAUUGACAUAUGUGAAUAUUUCACUGUACAUAGUAUAUAUUUAGUGACAUUGUAAUAUUUGUAAACAUUGAAUCCUUCUACCUAUUAUGUGUACUGCAGGGUUUUAAUUCAUGUAAGGCCGUUGAAAGCUAUUGCUGUGGAUGCCCUUGCAUUGGUCUCAAUAGCCCUCUUAUUGACAUUCGAGAUUCAUUGUGCCUAUUUUAAAACUUUUAUCAUUAGUACUGUACAUAAUCUAGAAAUUAGCCCCCCUCCCCCCAAGAGUAAUAACAAUAUGAAAGUUUAAGUACAUUUUAGGUACUUUUGGUAUGGAAUUGUACUUGUUUGAUCUUGUAAAAAUUUAAUGGGUUAGGAAAUAUUGAAUUGUAUCCUGCUGUUCAAUUUGUCUCAGCUUCUCCCAUUUCUUCAUCCUAUUUCUUCAUUCCAUUGUAUGAAAUUUGAUCAAUGUAUUUUAGAUUCUUCUUCUGUACUGCCUCAUAGGAGCAUCUGAAUUUUCAAGUCAUAAACAUGUUUCUGUUUUUUUCUAAAUAAAGCAGCAGGACGAUUUUUAUUUUAUUGUAUCUUGUCAAAUUUGGCCACGAGCAUUGCACCAAUAAGAAUUACCAUGUCCAAAUUUUCUGAGAUAAGAAUUUCGAUUCUCAAUCCCAUUUCCUUUCCUUAGCUCUGUAUAUAAACAUUGAAUAAAUUUAUGAACAUAUACAUUGUAAGAUAAAGUGUAAAUAAUUUGUAAAAUAAACCUGUAUAGUAUCCCGUAAUUAGUAACCAACUGGAAUAAAAUUAUUGGAAAUGGUUUUUUGACUGAUUUGAGUAGGUAUGGGUGUCAACAUUUACCAAAAAAAAGUUAGGAGGAAUACGGGUUGGGGAAAGUGCUUUUUUUCAAGGUCAAAGGUCAAUGACCUUUUUAAAUAUACUGUAUCAUGGUAUCUCCCAGAUAAAAUAUUACAGGUUGGUGAUAAUGGUGUCAAAAUGCACAGAUUCUUACAAGAAGAUCAAAUAAAAUAAAAUCAAGUACCUACAAUGCUCAUUCACCCAUGAAAUUCAAGGUCAAAGCCUUUCAAAGUUCAAUGACCUUUUUUACAUUAUAUACCAUAUACGGUAUAAUGGUAUCUCUGAGAUGAAAAGGUGCAGGUUGAUGAUCUUGGUGUCAAAAUGCAGAGGUUCUUACUGAAAGAUCAAAUAUAAUCAAAUCAAGUACCUACAAUGCUCAUUCAUCAAUGAAAUUCAAGGUCAAAGCCUUUCAAAGCUCAAUGACCUUUUUUUUUACAUUGUAUACCAUAUACGGUAUAAUGGUAUCUCUGAGAUGAAAAGGUGCAGGUUGGUGAUCUUGGUGUCAAAAUGCAGAGGUUCUUACAGGAAGAUCAAAUAAAAUAGAAUUAAGUACCCAGAAUGCACAUUAAACAAUAAAAUUCAAUGUCAAAGCCUUUCAAAGGUCAAUGACCUCUUUUUACAUUAUGUAUCGUACUGUAUAAUAGUAUCUCUGAGAUGAAAUGGCACAGGUUGGUGAUCGUUGUAUCAAAAUGCCCAGAUUCUUACAGGAAGGUCAAAUAAGAUAAAGUUAAUCACCUAGAAUGCAUAUUAAUCCAUAAAGUUCAAGGUCAAAGGUCAAUAACCUUUUUACAUAGGCUAUAUAUCAUAUAAAGGUAUCUCUAAGAUAAAACGCUGCAUGUUGGUGAUUUUGAUGUCAAAAAGCAAUUUUUGCAAGAAGAUAAAAAAGACUCAAAAUAAUCAUACAGAAUAAUCCAAUAUCCAAAGUCUAAGGUCAAAAGUUUAUAGAUAUUUAUAUAUAUCCAUGCAUGAUUCCCCCCC
Lytechinus pictus (painted urchin) is the source of this 6852-nucleotide messenger RNA. Its product is annotated as centromere protein C-like. Gene Ontology annotation, molecular function: centromeric DNA binding. Gene Ontology annotation, cellular component: kinetochore. NCBI's taxonomy places the organism in Eukaryota, Metazoa, Echinodermata, Echinoidea, Temnopleuroida, Toxopneustidae. The transcript has 14 exons. Gene Ontology annotation, biological process: kinetochore assembly; attachment of mitotic spindle microtubules to kinetochore; spindle attachment to meiosis I kinetochore. The record is from RefSeq and is a predicted model, not a curated record. The coding region runs from base 156 to 4529 and encodes 1457 amino acids.